UGAGCUGAGGGGAAGUUUAUUUCGCAGAUGCUCCCUGGGCAGCUGUGAACAUGGCUGUCAACAGAUGCAUCAAAUUCUUCCUCUUCUUUUUUAAUCUGCUCUUCUGGAUCAGUGGAUGUAUCAUUCUGGGAGCCUCCAUAUAUCUCAAAGUGAGCAAGGAUGGAAACAAGAUUACCAAUAUGGCUGCUCCUAGCACAGAUCUGCUGAUUGCGACUGGGGCCAUAAUCAUGGUUCUGGGCUUCCUGGGUUGCUGUGGUGCGAUCAAAGAGAACAGAUGCAUGCUGAUUCUGUUCUUCACUGGGCUUCUCCUCAUCUUCAUCCUCCUGCUGGCUGCAGGUAUCCUGGGAGCCGUGGCUGAAGACAAGUCUAAAGAGUGGAUGAAAGGGGAGCUGGAGAAGAAGCUACCUUUGGCCAAUCAGACAGAAGAUGUGAAAAGUAACCUACAAGCUCUAGAGGUGGAGUGGAAAUGCUGUGGAUUGAUUAAUGGUCCUGAAGACUGGGGUUCACCAGUUCCAUCCUCCUGCAACUGCAAGGAAACAGCCAUGUGUAAGGAGUUUGAUGGCACACAGGUGUAUAAAACGCCUUGUGCUGAGUUUUUGACGAGCUUUGUGAAAAGAAACCUCACUGUGGUUCUAGGAGUAGCCUUUGCCAUGGCAAUCCUUAUGCUCUUCGGCAUGAGUUUCUCCAUGACUCUGUACUGUCAGAUCAGCAAGAGGGAGACCAGCACAGCGUGAGAUAUAUUCUUCAGAACAGCCCUAAACAAGCAAAAUAAAAUGCAUGCUGUAAGAACUACAGGUUCUGCUCUGUCCGUCUGCAAGGACCUUAGUUUUCAAGAAUGUCUUCAAGCAAACAUUCUUUUUUUCGUUGAACAAAAUUAUGAGCUCAUCAGCUGCCACAAAAAUCUUGUGCAAGUAUGUAAACAAUAAAGUGUUUGUAUGCAUUUGAAGCUGAAGGUUAAUGAUAAAGCCAGAUAUGAUUCAGAUGAAUAAAGGACCUUCGUGUAACAAAGACAUUUUAGAAUGGCUAAUGUUGGAUUUAAUCACUGCAUAACCAUCUGCAUAUUUAUUAUGUACUCUAUACAUUUUAGGUGUAGAUUUACUUGUCUGAUAAAUAUUUAACAAUCCAGACUCAAAAUGUGAUGUUGUACUGUUGAUUUAGAUGGAAAAAUGGAAUUCCCCUGACAUUCUAAUCAAAUGUACUGGUGUGUAUUGUUUCCUAAAAUGUAUUUCAGGAUACAUGUAAUAGGAGUUUAGAUUGCAGUUCAAUUUCUGUGUUCAAACAUGCUUUCGCUAAGCUACAUACUUGUAAUGGACAUUCUUCAGCCCUCCAAUUUGUGAAAAGAAAGAUUACCUGUCUUGAUAUUGGCCUUGCUCUCAUGCUGCAGAUAUUGUAAAUAUAGCAAUUUACCUCUUAAAUAUACUUCAUAUUGUACCUGUAAUAGAAAAUGAUAUUUAAAAGGUAAAUAUACUGCUGCAGUGAGAUGAAACACUAGAACCCAAAGUGCUGUUAAUUACAGAAUAAGGGUGUGGAGCAAUGUAAAUUAAUUCAAUAAAUUUAAAUGUGAAUAAAAUAUUACUUGGUUUUAACCGUAUACCUCUUAGAUACAAAAUUACUCUAGUUUCCACUACAUCAGUGUAAUGAAACAGACUGGGAUCCAAGGUCAAGGCUGACUGGGAGCGGGUGUUCACAAUCAGACACGGCUGCAGACACUGACAUUCUAUCAGACACUGUGCUUUUUCUGUUAUGUUUGUCAAAGUGGUAAAUAAAGAGACACAACACCAGAGUGAAAAAUAUGUCACAUUCAGCCAGUAGGUAUGUGAAUGUAGUAUAGAUAGAUGUAUACCAGGUAGUCUGUGGCCAUCAGACAUUUCCGAAUAUAAAACAGCCUAGUUUAUCUCCCCACACCUGUUCCAGUAAAGAUACCAAUGUAAUCAGAAAUAGAUAGUGGGGGCAACCUGGAAUGACAUAAAAGGAACCUGAACUCUGCUUUCUUUCCAUUUAAGUCUACUGUUGUUGGGGUAAGUUACUAUAAUCAUAAGAUAAGAAUAUAAAAACAACAACCCACAGGCAGGAAUUAUAAUUUAUUAAAGUAAUCAUUUAUAAUAAGAGGCAAAGAUGUAGUGAAAA
Molecule: messenger RNA, 2127 nt
Organism: Megalops cyprinoides (Indo-Pacific tarpon)
Lineage: Eukaryota; Metazoa; Chordata; Actinopteri; Elopiformes; Megalopidae
Product: tetraspanin-8-like
Exons: 8
Coding region: 51-734 (227 amino acids)
Cellular component (GO): membrane
Source: RefSeq, a predicted model, not a curated record